Messenger RNA from Rhizophagus irregularis DAOM 181602=DAOM 197198, 2361 nucleotides. RefSeq lists its product as uncharacterized. Gene Ontology annotation, biological process: RNA processing. Lineage: Eukaryota; Fungi; Glomeromycota; Glomeromycetes; Glomerales; Glomeraceae. Gene Ontology annotation, cellular component: nucleus. The record is from RefSeq and is a predicted model, not a curated record. Gene Ontology annotation, molecular function: RNA binding.
AAAUGCCCGAUGAAAAGAAGCUCCCUUGGGGAAUCAAUGCGACAAAACCAGGUUCCGCUAAGACUUUAACAAAAACAAAAUUACAAGCUUUUAGCAUUGGCACUCAUAAAAAAACUCCAUUUCAAAAACAUAAAGAAGAACUCGAAUUAAAGAAAAAGCAAGAAUCCGAAGAAGCCGCAAAAGUAUAUGCGGAAUUUGUUGCUUCUUUUGAAAAGGAAGAAGGCGCAGGAAAGACAUUUGUUAAAGGCGAAACAAUAGUACCGAAAUUAUUAUUUGAUCAUGAAGCAAUCAAUGCAAAAAAGGAGCCAACUAUAACCACAUCAGCACCUAAACUUUAUAAACCACAAGCUUUUGUUUCUGUCUCAAAACCUAUACAACCAGAAUCAAAACCGGAAGAUUCUGCGGAAAAAAUCGAAAAGAACGAGGAUGAAGAAAAAAAGGACGAUAAAUCUAAAAGAAAACGUAAUUUAGAUGCUUUCUUGGAAGAAAUUAAGCGUGAACAAGAGGAAAGAGAAGAUCGUUUAAGGCAAAAACAUGCAAAGUUGGCUGGCGCUGGCGUAUCAUCUGCUUUUGAAGAUAGACCGGGCUCACAUGAUACUGGAGAUCCGAAUACAACAAAUUUAUAUGUUGGAAAUAUAAGUCCAGAGGUUAAUGAAGAAAUGUUAUGUAAAGAGUUUGCAAAAUAUGGCCCAAUAGCUAGUGUGAAAAUUAUGUGGCCCCGUACUCAAGAAGAGAAGGAUAGAAACCGAAACUGCGGAUUUGUCAGUUUUAUGGAUAGGGAAUGUGCGGCUCAGGCUUUAAAAAAUAUGGAUGGCAAAGAAUUGCUCGGAUAUGUUAUGCGUGUUGGUUGGGGCAAAGCAGUCCCUAUUCCACCGAAACCUAUUUACGUGCUAAACGAAGGAGUCCGUCCUCCGCCAAGCGGAUUACCUUUUAACGCUCAAAUGGUUCACACAAAAGCAUAUACAAAUGUACCGCCGCCAGGUACAUCCACAGUGAGUACAGUUGCACCAAAGGGUCCUCGCCUCGAAGUUCAUGUGUCUCGUCCGGAAAAUGUCCAGAUCGUUAAAAUAAUACAUCGUAUGGUAGAACGAGUUGUAAAAUUUGGACCACCAUUUGAGGCAAUCAUCAUGGAUCGAGAAUGGAAUAAUCCUAAAUUUUCAUUUUUAUUUCAAAACGACUCACUUGAACACGUGUACUAUCGAUGGAGAUUAUACUCUAUACUUCAAGGAGACCCCAAGAAUAAGUGGCGCACUGAACCUUUUCACAUGUUUGACGAAGGACCUAUUUGGGUACCUCCCGAGAUACCGUUCGAUGAAGACGCAGCAGAUGAAUUAUUAGAUUCUGAUGAAGAAGACGAACGUGAGCGAGAACGCAUACCUAAAGGAACUUUGGGGCCUAAAGCUAAACACCGCUUGGAAGUGAUGCUCCGAAAAUUGACCUUUGAACGUGGUGUCAUUGCUAAGACAAUGGCUUUUGCUAUUGAUCAUUCUGAUGCCGCAGAUGAGAUUGUUGAAAUUAUAUGCAAGACUCUUAUGAUCAAAGAAACUCCCAUCCCUACUAAAGUUGCACGAUUAUAUCUAGUGUCAGAUGUUUUACACAAUAGUAGCGUUUCUGUUCCAAAUGCUUGGAAAUUCCGAACUGGAUUCGAGAGUAAAUUACCUGAAGUGUUUGAACAUUUGAAUGAGGUAUACAGAUCUAUCACGGCUAGGCUGAAAGCAGAGACAUUUAGGCGUCAAGUUACAACUAUUCUCACCGUAUGGGAAAAUUGGAUCGUUUUUCCACAACCAUAUAUUGAAUCAUUAACAAAUACAUUCAUGAAGAAUACAAAAGAAGGUGACAGUCUUACAUAUUCUUCAAUACCACAAUCAUCAACAUCAUCUACAUCAUCAAUUGAUGGCAACGCAAAUAAUCUUCUUGAUGGAGUGCCAAUGAAUAUGGAUAUUGAUAGUGAAGCAUCAAGUAAACUAAAUAUAGGUGGUAUUUUAGGAGUAAAAACAAAAUGGGACAAUGAUGAAGAGGAAGAUAAUAAUCAUAGCGAUAAUAUUAAAAAAGACGGUUCACCAACAUCAUCAAUUAACGGAUCACGGGGGAUUUCAGAAAUAGAACCGACAAAAUCUAGUGAAACUAAAGAUUAUGGAUCUGAGAAAAUGAAAUUAGGGAAUGAAGAAGUGGAUGACGAAGUGGAAGAUGAUAUUUUCGCUUAAUUAAUUAUAUAGUAUAAUAGUUUGUUUUUAAUUUCUUAAUUUUUUUUAAUUAUUUUUUUUUCUUGAAAUUGUCGCUAUAAAAUUUAGUAAUUUUGACAUUUCUUAGCAAAUUCGGAAACACGAUUUCGAAAGAAUUAACUUAUCAAUAAAAAAUCUU